UUGAACUAUGAAUUUUUUCUUAACCUAUCUUUUUGUGUGGUUUGCCAUUUCCAUUUAUAUAUAUUUUUUUGCAUAGGCAUACAUGGAUGAUAUUGAUAUUAAUAUUAAUGACUUUGAAGUCAAAAGAAAAAGAGAUAGAUCUAAUACAACCAUGGAAGUAGAUACAUCCAAUGAAAGAGAAGGUCAAUCUAAUUACAGCCCACCAAAAAGCAAGCGAAUGAAGACCCAAUCUUUCUCAGAAGCUAGGGAUGACAUGAGAAAGGUUUUUAUUCCUGCACACAGAUACACACCUUUGAAGGAAAACUGGCUAAAAAUAUUCACUCCAAUUGUAGAAUAUUUACAGUUACAAAUUAGAUUUAAUCUGAAAACUAGAUGUGUUGAAAUUAAGGCUUGCAAAGAAACCAAAGAUAUUGCUAAUUUACAAAAAGCUUCAGAUUUUAUCAAGGCAUUUGUGUAUGGAUUUGAAGUGGAAGAUGCAUUAGCCUUACUGAGACUUGAUGAUCUUUUUGUGGAAACAUUUGAAAUCAAAGAUGUGAAAACUUUAAAAGGUGAUCACCACUCACGAGCUAUAGGUCGAUUAGCAGGUAAAGGUGGCAGAACAAAAUUCACAAUAGAAAAUGUAACCAAAACCAGAAUUGUUCUGGCAGAUGGCAAAAUCCAUAUAUUAGGAAGCUUCCAAAAUAUUCAGCUGGCUAAAAGGGCUAUCUGCAAUUUAAUUUUGGGAUCACCGCCCUCUAAAGUUUAUGGACAACUACAAAAUAUUGCAGCUAAAGUGUCAAAUCAAAUAUGAUUUUGUGAAAAUUAAAUAUUUUAAAGAAUG
Cylas formicarius (sweet potato weevil) is the source of this 820-nucleotide messenger RNA. Its product is annotated as RNA-binding protein pno1. Gene Ontology annotation, molecular function: RNA binding. The record is from RefSeq and is a predicted model, not a curated record. Bases 83 to 790 code for a protein of 235 amino acids. The transcript is spliced from 2 exons. Gene Ontology annotation, cellular component: nucleolus. Lineage: Eukaryota; Metazoa; Arthropoda; Insecta; Coleoptera; Brentidae.